GUGGGGCAGGUCAAUCCCACGGUUAAGCUUUACGUCGUCAGCUUGGAUGGGGGAUCCCAGACAACUGAACUGCGACCUCCCAACAGCUUUGAAAAAAGGUAUCAAUCAAACAAACUUGUUCAGUGAAGAGACCAGCAUGUUCAAUAAAAAAAGACAAUGAUCGCAACGUCGUUCGUUAGGCCCCAGUUGGCUGCAUAUAAUUUUGUUCCAAUGGCCCUUUGUCCACUAUAGUGACUACUACAUUACCAUGGUGAAAUGGGUCACAGAGGAGAAGAUCUGUGUGCGCUGGUUGAACCGAGCCCAGAACACCUCCGUCCUGUCGCUAUGUGAGGUCACUAUGGGGGCAUGUGUAAAGGUGAGCAUCGUACACGUUACCGUCUUUGCACUGUGAGAGGUCCGAUGGGUUGUUCAUGUCUACAGUUAAAGGUUUGAACAGCAGACACACAUACCCUGCACUAACCUCUCUCUGUUUCCUCCUCAGAAACAUGUGAUUACAUCAGAGAAGUGGCUUGAUCGUCAGGUAAGCAUGCAUAGGGUUUAUCGCUAUUGUUAUUACACAUGUAUUACACAAGUUCAUUCAAGAUUUUCUUUAGCUACAUAUUGUGCAAUACUUUUCACUGGGUAAGGGAUACAAAGGAAAUACCUUACAAAACCAGAAAAUGUAAGACACUCAUUUUUCUUACAGAAUGAAGAGCCAGUGUUUUCCAAGGAUGGGAAUACCUUCUUCCUGACCAUGCCAAUAAAACAUGGCGGACGAGGGUCAUUCCACCAUAUCGCCAUGAUAUCUGACCAGGUAGGAUGCUCAGCUGUUAUAGUUGUGGUAAAUAAAUUCUCAAUUAGGUUAUUCACUCUCUGUUGUCCCCCAUGAUGAAAUCGGGGAGGGGACUGUGGAUCUGUCUCUGUCCGUUAGUACUUUAGUAUGUUAGUCACACGAUAUCUCAGACAGCACUGGCUUGAUUUUGAAGAAACUUGUGUGUGUGAAUAAUGCGUGUUGCCAUAGAGAUCCGGCAUUUACAAAAUGACAUUGAUUGGCCAGAUGGUGGCGCUAUAACAAAAUAUUGAAAAUGCAAACUUUGAAAGGUCACGCCCCUCACACCAUUUGACCUAAAGUCAUGAAAUUCGGUACAUAGGUCCCUCUCCUCACAAGUAACAUAUUUGCCUAAACAUUAUACUGAUUGACCCAAGGGGGGCGCUGCAUCAUUCGUGGGGGACGACAUGUUUACUGUUGCCUGGUUUUGUUAUGCAAUCAAAGAUGGGUUAUGCAAGGUUAUGUUGCGUCUAGAAUGUAGCUGCAGGUGAUCUAUUGUGUGUUUGUUUUGUCUCUCGUACCUGCCCAGUUCAAUGGUGUUGAGGUCAACAUGCGCCACCUGACCUCUGGCAGCUGGGAGGUGUCUCAGAUCCUGGAGUAUGAUGAGGGAGCAGACACAGUGUACGUGACUGAUACUCAGACCAUACUCUGACACAGGAUUGCAAAAUUCUGGUAACUUUCCCUAAAUCCCAGGUUUUCCCAAAAUCCCGAUGGAAGAUUCACAGAAUCAGGAGGGAAUAGGCAGAAAAUCCAGAAUCCUCCAACUAGGAUUAUUGGAAAACCUGGGAGUUUUGGGAAAGUUACCGGCAUUUUGCAAUCCUACUCUGACAUAAUAUGCCUUCGAUGUAGGGCUGGAUUCAGUUGCAAAAUAAUGUUCAGGAAAGUCAUACCGACUGAACAUGGAUCAUAACAAAAUAUUUUGUUCUGUCUUUCUAUAGUUAUUUCCUUAGCACAGAAGAUGGUUCAAUACAAAGACAACUGUACAGGUACUGUUUACAUGCAUUUAAUUAGAAAGUAUAGUAAUUGCCAAUAUGCAGAUGUUAGACGUCCAACAGAUAUUAACUCUGGUCCAGACAUUUGCAUUCAGAAAGUAUUCAGACCCCUUGAUCUUUUUUCACAUUUUGAUAUGUUACAGCCUUAUUUUAAAAUUGAUUAAAUACAUUUAUUUCCUCAUCCUUCUACACACAAUACCCCAUAAUGACAAAGUGAAAACAGGUUUAAUUUGUUUUUAUACAACAGAAAUACCUUAUACAGUACCAGCCAAAAGUUUGGACACACCUACUCAUUCAAGGGUUUUUCUUUAUUUUUACUAUUUUCUACAUUGUACAAUAAUAGUGAAGACAUCAAAACUAUGAAAUAACACAUAUGGAAUCUUGUAGUAACCAAAAAAAGUGUUAAACAAAUCAAAAUAUAUUUUAUACAAUGUAGAAAAUAGUAAAAAUAAAGAAAAACCCUGGAAUGAGUAGGUGUGUCCAAACUUUUGACUGGUACUGUAAGUAUUCAGACCCUUUGCUAUUGAGCUGAGGUGCAUCCCAUUUCCAUUGAUCAUCCUUGAGAUGUUUCAACAACUUGAUUGGAGUCCACCUGUGGUAAAUUCAAUUGAUUGGACAUGAUUUGGAAAGGCACACACCUGUCUGUAUCAGGUCCCACAGUUGACAGUGCAUGUCAGAGCAAAAACCAAGCCAUGACGUCGAAGGAAUUGUCUGUAGAGCUCCGAGACAGGACUGUGUCGCGGCACAGAUCUGGGGACGGGUACCAAAAAAGUUAUGCAGCAUUGAAGGUCCCCAAGAACAUAGUGGCCCCCAUCAUUCUUAAAUGGAAGAAGUUUGGAACGACCAAGAAUCGUCCUAGAGCUGGCCGCCCGGCCAAACUGAGCAAUCGGGGGAGAAGGGCCUUGGUCAGGGAGGUGACCAAGAACCCAAUGGUCGCUCUGACAGAACUCCAGAGUUCCUCUGUGGAGAUGGGAGAACCUUCUGCAGCACUCCACCAAUCAGGCCUUUAUGGUAGAGUGGCCAGACGGAAGCCACUACUCAGUAAAAGGCACAUGACAGUCCGCUUGGAGUUUGCCAAAAGGCACCUAAAGGACUCUCAGACCAUGAGAAACAAGAUUCUCUGGUCUGAUGAAAGAUUGAACUCUUUGGCCUGAAUGCCAAGCGUCACUUCUGUAGGAAACCUGCCACCAAAAUGAUUUAAUCCAUUUUAGAAUAAGGCUGUAACGUAACAAAAUAGGGAAAGAGUCAAGGGGUCUGAAUACUUUCCGAAUGCAUUGUGUAUGGUAGGGACCAAGCACUCAAGUGAAUAUGACUCUGACCUCUUAUCGUAUAGUAUGUUCUCUGCUUCUUUCAAUCAGGGUGUCGGUGGUAGACCCAUUUCAACGUGAAUGCCUGACCUGCUCCCUUUUCAAACCACAAUGCUCCUACUACGAUGCAGUCUUCAGCCCAGACUAUCAGUAUGUCCUGCUGAACUGUAGAGGUAAUUGUUCAAUAAAGAUAAUCAGUUCAAUCUGAGUUGGAUAUAUGCCACCUGUAAUUUUACAGUGUGUUAUAUAACAUUUUCAAUUGAAUGUACAGAAUUUAAAUUACAAUAAUAAUUAGCAGACAUUCAUUGACAUUUAAAAAUGUUUUCAUUAAAUGCUCAACAAAUGAUUAGAAAUACUUACAAGAACAAAAUGUAUUAUACUUGGUCUCCUUUCUGCAGGUCCUGGAAUACCAAGAACCACCCUUUACAAACUGAAUGACAUGAGCAGUAAGUACAAGAGCACCAACAAUUCAAACAAUGACGACCAUGGCAUUGUGUGUAUACUGCUUGCUUGUGUAAGAAAGGAAGAACAGUGGGAUGAGGGGAAGAAAGGACCAUUUCUAGCAGGUCAAGGUUGUUAUACUUUUUUCAGGGAGGUACAGCUGGAAGUACACUUGGUUCUAUACUAUCUACUACAGUAUCCUCGUCUGCAUCCCAAAUUGCAGCCUAUUCCCUAUGCAGUGCACUACUUUUGACCAAUGGAACCUGGUCAAAAGUACUGCACUAAAUAGGAAAUACAAUGUCAUUUGGAAUGCAGCCUCUUCCUCCUCUGCAGGCACAGUGCGUGAGUGAUGUUGAUUAAUUCACUCAUUAAAGUUGCAUCAUUAUAUCCUCCAUGGGCCCACAACAAAUGUAUAUCGCUGAAUCAGUUUCCUAGCAAUUUGAUCCUCAUUUAGAUGGAUGUGGAAGUGGUACAAUAUUUAAAUGCAACCUGGGUAUCCUAAAGCAUGUGUGCGCAUUGGGUGAGUGGGAUGUGUUUGGAAAAUGUGUAUGAACAGAUAUGGUAAUGUGAUUAAAUUAAAGGAAUCAUGUCUAUUGAAUCAGUUCCACCGUAUGAUUUGAUUAUGCUGGUCGUUUCAAUAAAAUGGGUUUAAUUUUCAACAUUGGAUUUGUCUAUUUUAGGAUAUUAUGGCAGACAAUGUGCCUUUAGCAAGUAUUCAUACCCCUUGAUUCCACAUUUUGUUGGGUUAAAGCCUGAAUUCAAAAUUGAUUAAGUAAAUUGUUUUCUUCACCCAUCUACACACAAUACUUCAUAAUGACAAAGUAAAAACCUGUUUUUAGAAAUGUUGGCAAAUGUAUUGAAAAUGAAAUACAAAAAUAUUCAUUUACAUAAGUAUUCACGCCCCUGAGUCAACACAUGUUAGAAUCACCUUUGGCAGCAAUUACAGCUGUGUCUUUCUGGUUAAGUCUCUAAGAGCUUUGCACACCUGGAUUGUACAAUAUUUGUACAUUAUUAUUUUUUAAAUUCUUCAAGCUCUGUCAAGUUGGUUGUUGAUCAUUGCUAGACAGCCAUUUUCAAGUUAAUUUUUAAUUUUAAUUUAAUUUUUUAAUUUUAAUUUUUAAAUUUUGUAAAAAAAAAUUGUCAUUUAGCAGACGCUCUUAUCCAGAGUGACUUACAGGAGCAAUUAGGGUUAAGUGCCUUGCUCAAGGGCACAUCAACAGAUUUUUUACCUAGUCGGCUCGGGGAUUAGAACCAGCGACCUUUCGGUUACUGGCAAAACGCUCUUACCCACUAAGCUACCUGCCGCCCAAGUGUUGCCAUAGAUUUUCAAGCUGAUUUAAGUCAAAACUCUUACUAGGCCACUCAGGAACAUUCAACGUCGACUUGGUAAGCAACUCCAGUGUAUAUUUGACCUUGUGUUUUAGUUUAUUGUCCUGCUGAAAGGUGAAUUUGUCUCCCAGUGUCUGUUGGAAAGCAGACUGAACCAGGUUUUUCUCUAGGAUUUUACAAGUGCUUAGCUCUAUUCUGUUUCUUUUCAUCCCCCAAAAAACUCCCUAGUCCUUGCCGAUGACAAGCAUACCCAUAACAUGAUGCAGCCACCACCAUGCUUGAAAAUAUGAAGAGUGGUACUCAGUGAUGUGUUGUGUUGGAUUUUCCCCAAACAUAACGCUUUGUAUUCAGGAAAUUUUUUGCAGUUUUACUUUAGUGCCUUUUUACAAACAGGAUGCAUGUUUUGGAAUAUUUGUAUUCUGUAGAGCUUCCUUCUUUUCACUCUGUCAUUUAGGUUGGUAUUGUGGAGUAACUACAAUGUAGUUGAUCAAUCUUUAGUUUUCUCCUAUCACAGCCAUUCAACUCUGUAACUGUUUUAAAGUCACCAUUGGCCUCAUGGUGAAAUCCCUGAGCAGUUCCCUUCCUCUCCUGCAACUGAGUUUGGAAGGAUGUCCGUAUCUUUGUAGUGACUGGGUAUAUUGAUACACCAUCCAAAGUGUAAUUAAUAACCAGGGCGCGAGAUGGUUGGAGUCGUCAACAAAGCAGCAUGACAAAAAAUCUUUGAGAAGAUAUACUGUAUAAAGCCAUCUGUGCAUUUGAAAAACAGCAUAAAUACACCUAUUUCACUUUUGUAUGUCAAACUUCAAAAGGCACUCGCACAUCUGAGCUAUCUUUGAUGGAAGUGCAUGGUAACAGUUCAAUAAGAUGAGAAAAAAAAAAGAAACCCGCACACUGCUCUUGAUAGUAUCACUGCUCUUUAAUAAGCUUUAGGUAUCGGCCUCAAGGCCUUCGCCAGAGCUUUUUGCACGUCAAAAACCGAAUAACCACUGCUGCACAUGCUGCCACUGUUUUGAACAGAUUAGAUUAUGCUAUUUAGAAAGCGCAGCCAGCUCACGAACUAACGAGUGCACCAGGGAGAACGCAACAAGAAUACAGAUGCAAUAAGUGAAAACAAAUUAUCUAGCUGGGGAUAGCUAGCUAACAUAAUGUCACGAAGCAUGAUGAGCUAGCCAGUUAACAGUCAUUGUGAAAUAAGUUAGUCAGAUAUGAGUUUAGAAAGACUUGAAAUUGGCAUGGGAGCUAACUAGCUAACAAGCUACCAGCUACUGGUUAAUUUGACGCCCAAAAACCAAACUGUUUCUCAAAAUUACUGUAGCUGAAUGAUUAAUUUGAUCAGCUUUGUUUUACACCCAGUUUUAUGCUGUGUUAGUCCACACAACAUGUCACCCUGUCACCUACAUUAGAACCUGAUAAACAACAUCAGGGGGAAACAAUACAAUUGGGCAUGCUUUUUUGUCCUACCAGAUCUGCGAUGAGAAGGUUCUAGGUAGUGUAUCCCUCUGUCCUUUAACUCUUGUUGGAUGUAGUUUUCUGGUUUAUCAGGUCCCAGGCUCCUAUGACUUUUAUGAUUAUUUAUUUACAAUUUGCUUUAACCCUAUCUGUACCUGAUAUUGUAGUCUCACGUGCGUAUGUAAGCCUUUUGGUGCGAGACACUCAUUGGGAGGAGGAGACUAGAGCAGACCCAGAAGUUCUGACUGAACCAAUGCACAUUUGAACCCCCCAGAAUGGUCCAUUUACUUUGUGCUGUUUUAUAAUUUAUGCUAUGAAAUCCUGCGAUUUCAUUGGGGCUGUGCCCCCUCAUAGCAAAUAGCUCGCAACACAAUCCAAGCAAUGUUCUCACGACCUGUGCACCCAUGGAGGCGGAGCAGGUGCUGCUGGCAGUCACUGAGGGACAGAGUAGUAAGUAACUGAACAGCUUGUUUUGUACUAUAUAUUUUUGAAACAGGAAAAUACACAUUUUUAUUUUUACCCAUUUACCAAUAGGUGGCAUUCUUUGCGAGGCACUGAAAAACCUCCCUGGUCUUUGUGGUUGAAUCUGUGUUUGAAAUUCACUGCUUGACUGAGGGACCUUACAGAUAUUUGUAUGUGUGAGGUACAUAGAUGAGGUAGUCAUUCAAAAAUCAUGUUAAACACUAUUAUUGUAGACAGAUGUAAGUCCAUGCAACUUAUAAUGUGACUUGUUAAGCAGAUUUUUAAGCAAAACUUAUUUAGGCUUGCCAUAACAAAGGGGUUGAAUAGUCAAUACAUUUCAGCUUUUCAUUUUUUAUUAAUUUGUAACAUUUAUAAAAACAUAAUUCCACUUUGAAAUUAUGGGGUAUUGUGUGUAGGCUAGUGACACAAAAUCUCAAUAGAAUCCAUUAUAAAUUCAGGCUGUAACACACCAAAAUGUUGAAAUAGUCAAGGGGUGUGAAUACUUUCUGAAGGCACUGUAAAUGCAAAUACAUGUAAUAACCUUAUAUGCAAUUAGGAGUCUAUGCAGAUAUUAAAACAUAAUGCUUUACCAUGACAGAUUUAAGAGAGAUUAUGUGUCUGGCUAAUCCAAUUAUUUAUUUUUCCAUCACUGUAUAUAGAGAAUGAAACUUUGGAGAAGAACACUGCACUAAGAGAUGCACUGCUAUAUAGAAAUAUACCAAGGAGAGAUAUCAGGACCCUACAAAUCAACAACUUUGGUAUGACAAUCCAAUCUUUCUCAUGAUCAUUCUAUCAUCGUGACCAUCAUCUUCAUUAUCAUCUUUGGGCAUUAUAAUCAUAGUUGUUAUCAUCAUUGUCAUAGUCAUCAUCAGCAUCAUCAUGAAUCAUCAUCCUUAUCCCUCAUGUGGUUCAUUCAUGGAAUAAUAGCACAGUUAUAGGUAACAUAUUUCAGCUGUUGACCUGCUACAUGCAGACGAUUCGACAGGCAGACUUUUUAGAUGUAGUGUGAGCCAUGGAGCUUGUAGUGCCGGAGUACAUAAUAAACAGAUACCUGGGAUAAACACAAUUAAAAGAACAGGUGCACAGCUUUGUGAAGUGAUUAUGAAUCAGCUCUGGAAUGAGAAGCCUGCCAAUCUACUGAUCCAAUUAGAUGGGAAGGCUCGCCAUAUGGGUUCUUCACUCUGAACCGUGUGUGCAAUUAGACACACUGUGCUACAUUUCAUUAAGGUUUCUGAAUUAAGACUGCACCUCAAUUUCUAGCUCCAUUUCAAGGAUUGCCUUUUGUCCAUGUUUUUUCACCCUUUUUCCUCUUUCAUGUCUUGAUUUGUAUGUAUGCUGCCAUACAUGUACAUUUGUCUGCAAUGUAAUCAGUUGCUAGGUAAUUUGUUGAGCGAUGUAACCUGUAAUUUGUCAAAUCAUAAUUCCAUGCAAUCGAACAGGUUAACGUAUGAAGAUUCUCUCAAGAUUCUCAUUGUAGAAAUAAACAUAAUAUGUUAAGGUACUGCAUUUGGAAGCCUGAUUGGUACUUACUAUAAUCAAUGUGCAUUUGAGGUGUAAGGGAAUUCUGAUUUAUUUUAUAGCACUACGUCUUGAGCUGACCUUGCCAAUAGAUUUUGAUGAGGCCACAGCGCAUCCACUUCUGCUGAUCCUGUACGUAUCCUACCCUUCACCAAUCCUGCAUCCUUAUCUUGGAUAUGUGUAUUCCAACGAGCACUGAACACACUAGAAGUCACUGAUAUUGAACCUUGUUGGUAAGUUCAAUUUGACCAACUUUGAUUGUGUUCCACAGUGACAGUGCCCCCUGUGGCCAGGCGGUGAGUGAACAGUUUGUUCUGGACUGGGACUCGGUUCUGGUCAGCUCGGAUAACGUCAUCGUGGCUCGCCUGGACGGCAGUGGGAGUGGGUUCCUGGGCCAGAGGGUCCUACAUGAAGUCCACCAGCGUUUGGGAACUGUGGAGGUGCAGGACCAGAUCGCAGCAGUAGAGUAUGUACUGGAGCAUGAUCUGAACAUGAUCUGAAAGCUCUCGCAUGGAUACUGUUGAAAUAAAUUGUUGAUUCGAUGCAUUUCAGAAAUGGUAGACUUUAAUACCCUCCUGUAUUUUAUUAGUUACCUGACCAAGCUGCCAUAUGUGGAUAAUAACAAGGUUGCUGUUUAUGGAAAGGUAAGGAAGUUUAAUUUGGUAAAUUUAAUGAUAUGGUAUAGUUUGCUAUAACCCCUUUUUGUAUUCUUACUUACAGUACAUGGGUUUUUACCUAUAUCCACAUUGCAUGUCCAACAUUUUUGGGGGGUGUUUCCCCAGGCUUAUGGGGGCUUCCUGAGCUCUCUUCUACUCCUCUCCUCUGGCUCCAUGUUCAGAUGUGGGGUUGCAGUUGCUCCCGUGACAGACUGGAGACUCUACGGUAAUUUCCCAGUCUAAGAUACAUCUUUUCAGCAGCUAUUCAUUUAAUACAGUUUGUCAAGUCAUGUCCAAUAUCUCUUAGGAGUUAUGCUGAUGACCACAAUACAUCAGGCUUUGUCAAAUAUGGCAGGUGGUGCGGCACUCAUCCAUUUACUUGAAAUGUAGGGCCCCGUACAAUAAUAAUAUAAUAAUAUAAUAUGCCAUUUAGCAGACGCUUUUAUCCAAAGCGACUUACAGUCAUGCGUGCAUACAAUAAGGCUGAUGGUGGUUGUUUUCUAUACCAGGGGUUCCCAAAGUUUGUAUAGUACCGUACCCCUUCAAACAUGCAACCUCCAGCUGCGUACCCCCUCUAGCACCAGGGUCAGCGCACUCUCAAAUGUAGUUUUUUGCCGUCAUUGUAAGCCUGCCACACACACACUAUUCGAUACAUUUAUUAAACAUAACAAUGAGUGUGAGUCCCAAUAUAAGUGAACCCCAAAUCAAUGUAGUUCUCAUAUUUGCGCCUCUUCGAUGGUCCAACGUCCCGGUCUGUUGUUCGGUGCUUUCCCGGGUAAGGGGGCAGUAGCUCUUUGGCUGCAUCAGAUUCACAACUGUCAGUGUCCAUGCUAGCUGGGCUAGCAACAAAUGUAGAAUUACUGAUGCUAGCAUUGGAUGUGCUCGUGGAAGCAGAACAACUUGUGUCGUCGACAGGUGCAGGUGUAGUACUGCUGGUAGUAGCAGUACUACCAGUAGAGCUGGUAUAUGUCUCUAUGGACGCGGGCCUUACUUUUGAAUGAGCAGCAGCUACGUUUGGCUACAUAUGGACCGUUAGUGGAAUUCACACGAGAGAGUAACAGUUAAUGUGAUUGGAUGUUAAUUAUAUGACUGGGCUACCUGUAUUUGACAUUGUGUUGUUAUUUCGCUGAACACUAGAUGGUUAAAUUCUAUUUUUGGACUGUAUUAAUAGUGGACUAAUGAAGGACAUACCAAAAUAUAUUUUUCUAGUGGAUUUUUCCAUUAAGAUGUUCACACACUUAACUAUGUUGUUUUGUGUAUUUUUCUAAAGGUUCGGCCUUCACUGAGCGAUACUUUGGGUUUCCGGUCCAGGAUGAUCGUAAAUACCAGGUAUGAUUGACUUUCCAAGUUUUUUUUUUUUUAUAUUGAGAGGUGGUCAAGGUGGAAGCACUUUGAAUAUUCUACAUUUAAUCUUAUCAUUAGCAAUUCAUCCAAUAAACACAUGUUACAGUGCAAUAGCAUCAUAACUGUUGAUUCUUCUCUAAUGGCAAGCCUCUGGUAGUGGCAAGCCUCUGUUAAAUCACACCAAGCUGUGCUUGAAUGCAUUUCUCUGCAAAAUCUUGGAGAAAACUAGUUGGUAUUUACAGUAUGUUUUCAGUAUCUCUCACUGAUAUAAAAUUGUCAUUGUGUCUCGAACAGCUCUCCAGUCUGCUUCCCAACAUCACAGGCACAGGUCAUCAGAAGUUUCUCAUCAUCCAUGGAACAGCCGAUGGUGAAUUCUAGUUUUCUCUAGUUGCUACUCUGGGCAGUGAUUGCACACUAUUGUUGGACUUAAAUGUGAAGCUUUUUUUGUAGGUUUAAUGAAAAAGAUAGGAGACAUGCCGUUAUCUAAUUAGUGUUUUAUCUGUCAGUCAGACAGUGUUUAGGUCAAACAAUGGGCUUAUUCAUGUGUUCAGUUGAUUAACUGAUUGUUAGCCUUAAGUGGUGAUUAAAAGUAUCAUACUGUUGUUAAUGAAAUUAAUAAGUUAUGAUUGACAGGCACUCACAAAAUAGAACUGAGCAGAACAUGUUAUAAUUGCAUACCAGGUACUUGUGCACAUGCUAGAUUUUAAGUCUGUGCACAUUUAUACCUGAAACACAGUGCAUUUUAUAUUUAGAACUUAUCUUAUGAGAAGAAUCAUGGCUUCUGUUGUACAUCAUGCUAUAGCUUUAUCUACUGUAUCAGAUCUAUUUCAUCUCUGAAUAGCUUAGUGACUAUGACAAUGGAUAUUGCUUUUUGUCUGCAUUGCUGCAGUCUCAACCAUGUAGUAUUACAUUUAAUUAUGCGACAUUGCCUACAAUGUUAGUCAUUUUUGGAUGAAAAUGCCUGUCGAGCAAGGACACCAACGUUUCACUUAUCAUUAUCUCUCUUUCAGCCACCGUUCAUUUCCAGCAUUCCGCGGAGCUGGUGAAACUGCUGUCAAUAUCAAACGUUAACUACAGUCUGCAGGUGACCAGUUACAUUCUCCCUUCCUGUGCCAAGUGCCAUUUAAUGUCCCUGACAAAGGAGUCCUCAGUGAAGCAUGUAUAAUUCAAGCUGACCUUCCCCCUCUGCAUUGAAUCAUUUAUUAUUUAAAGUUUGACAAAGUGAAAAUGGUUACCUGCUGCGUGGUGCCAAACCUGCCCUGAAGAAAAUCUGUCUGAUAUUUAAAAAAGGCCCCAUCUUUGAAAAGUAAGUGGGAGAGGAGGGAGAGGGAGAAUUCAAGAAAGUAAUAGUGGAGUGAUAAUGGUAAGGGGGAGAACUAAAGUAAAGGUAGACUCAGCUAAAUUACAUUGCCACGAGCAGCAUUGCAGAUGUUGCGAUGAGCCAGAUGCAAGACUUCGCUCUCACACACAGUAUCUGUGCAGGAGUUGGCUUCUUAAAAUGUGGUAGCUACGGGACCAAAACAGUAGAGAAGUUAAGGCUCGCUCUUCACCGUUCUUAGUUGUUGCGGAAAUUGACCCACUAUGCUGUUUACUUUGUGCAUCUACGUCAUAUCGCUGAGUCUACCUUUAAGUGUAAAAUGAAGUGUAAUUAAUAACAGUAGUCCUGCAUGUGUGUUGUCACAUUGAUAAUCACUUCACAUUGUUAACACUUCUUUUUAUCUAAGUCGUAAUAACAGUAAAUGUAAAACUGCUCUGCUGUAGAAUUCAAUAUAAUGAUAAUGAACAACUACUUAUUUCUCUGUUUCCUAGAUCUUCCCAGACGAAGGCCACAACAUUGACUCUGUGAAGAGCCAACGCUACUUGUUGAACUCUGUCAUGAACUUCUUCAAGGAAUGCUUCCUAGUGGAAAUCCCUGUAGCUCAUCCUGUGUCUGAGGAUGACUAG
Molecule: messenger RNA, 12250 nt
Organism: Coregonus sp. 'balchen'
Lineage: Eukaryota; Metazoa; Chordata; Actinopteri; Salmoniformes; Salmonidae
Source: the annotation of a GenBank genome assembly